AUGCGGGGCAUUUGUUUUUUUGCUGUUGCUGCACAUUGGUUGUUGUGUGUGAUGGCAAUUGUUGCUCGGUCUAGGAAAAGAAAACGAGUUGCAAUAAGGAAAGGGAUUACUUAUGCCCCAAUUCAUGGUUUGAGUGCUGCUAAUUGGGAUGAAGAUACCUGCACUAUAACUCUUGAUGAUGAGCACUACAAUAAUCAUAUUAAGGAUCACAAGUCUGAUGCUGAUUUUCUGAACAAGCCUAUUCAACACUUUGAGGAGAUGAACACAAUAUUUGGAAGUACCAUGGCUACAGGCAAGUUUGCAAAGGAAUCAAGUGCACCUCUAGGUACAGAGGAUGGCGGUGCAGAGGAUUGUGAGGCCGAGGAAACAGGAAAGAGUGAUGGGGAUGCUAUUGCCAAUGAAGACAACAAUGGGGCAACAUCAUCUGCAAACAAGACCAGCAAGAUUUGUAAGACCAACAACAGCAAGAAGAGUAACAAGAAUUUCAAUGAGACUCACUUAUCCUUCUAUUAUGCCCAUUUGGUCUCCCAACCUCACAUAGCUAAAGUUUUCAACAGCCUGCCUUUUGACCAUAAAUUAAACUGGGUUGCAAAAUAUAUUGCUGAAAAUUACUCUGGGCAGUAA
This is a messenger RNA of Panicum virgatum (switchgrass), 624 nucleotides long. RefSeq lists its product as uncharacterized. The record is from RefSeq and is a predicted model, not a curated record. Lineage: Eukaryota; Viridiplantae; Streptophyta; Magnoliopsida; Poales; Poaceae. The transcript is spliced from 5 exons. Bases 1 to 624 code for a protein of 207 amino acids.